GAUCUCUUAAGUCUGAAUUAUAGAUUUCCAAGUAUUUAUAGAGUUAAAUUAAUUGAUAACAGUUAAUCUAUAUGUUAUUACGUACGUCGUCGAUUUGAAUGUUUCGCAAAUCACAUGAUUUGAAGUCAAAGUCAAGCAGAUCCAUAUAUCAUAAUUAAUUAAUUCAUUCGUUAACGGUCAUUGUCUUCGUUGUUGUAUGUCCUUCCAACACUUUAUCAUCUCAAUGGCAUGACUGGUAAGUCGUAACACUUGCAAGAAAUAUAGGAAUAUAAAUAAUAAAAUGGUUGUCGCCGAUUCGAAUUGUAUCGAAUUGAUACUUGCAACGAAUAAAAUAAAUGCGCCGAAUCAAAUCGAAUUAUUAUAUGUAUUUCUUAUUGCGAAACAUAAUUUUUUUUUCAUUUUUCAAUUGAAUUAGAUGUAUUUUAGCAGUCCAACUUAACUCAUCUUUAUGAUCCCAGCCAUCUUCUCCGAACUUUACACUGUCGCCCUCUUCAAAUUCCGGGUCCUCCUCCGCUCCUUACCCGGGUCGGACCAGCCCACGCCCCGAUCCGAUCAGAAUCGGGUCAGGUCAAUCGAAGCCAAGUUCCUGGCGGCCCCCUACUACCCAGUGGCGGAUUCAGAAAAUUUUCACAGGGGUGUCCUCUUCAAAAAUUAAAUUAAAUUAUAUAAUAAAUAAAAUAAUUCGUAUAUUAAAAAUAUCAUACUUGUAUAAUUUGUAUAAAUUUUUUAUUAAAUAAUAAAUUAAAAUUUCAUAUUUUGAAAAACUAAUAUAAAUAUACUCCGUGUCUGCACUGUUCAAAAAAAAUCUACAUGUCCUACUAGACAAUACUUCACGAACUUAUCACAUAUUUGAUUUCUAACCUUGUUCUUAAUGUAGCUCAAAGUAGAAAAGUCUCUUUCAACACUUGCUGUGUAACCAUAAAAUCAAUUCAAAAUUAAGGGUAGCGUGUACGUAGUUUAAUUAUUAGGUAUUGAAAAUAGUUGGGGAUAAAGAAAUAGCGUUUUACUAUUACAUGAUGUUUAAAUUAGAAUAACAAAUGAGAAGCAACAUAAUUAGAAUAUGUUUGAUAAUAGUAGUGUCCUAGGUUGGAAUAAGACGGACUACCACUUAUAUUUUGUUAAUCAUAAGCAAACUAUUAUCGAGGGUAGGAUAAUCAUUUUUUCAAAUGUUAGGGUGUCCCGGAUUACCAAUUAUUUUUUGUAUACCCAUACGAAAUUACUAUCGGAGGUUGGUAAUCGUUUCCCCAAAUUUUAGGGUGUCCCGGGACACCCUAGAGGCCCAUGUAUCCGCCUCUGCUACUACCCGGACCUGAAAUCAGCGGCGGAAUGCGCGGUGUCCCUCUCCGACUUCCGCAAAGGGGAAAGCGUCAGGAAGUUGGACUGCAACCACAUGUUUCACCGCGACUGCCUAGACAGAUGGCUGACGUCGCUGGCGGGUUUGGCAUGGCCUUCUUGCCCUCUUUGCCGAACCCGGAUGGCUCUGCCGGCGCCAGAGAAAGGGAAGGGGACGGCCGCGGCGGUGAAUGGGGGCGUCGGGAGAUGUUGGCCUUGCUGGCUAAGUUCCGAGAAGAAGGUAGCCGGCCGGCGGCGACGGUGAUCCCGAGGCUGACGUAUUAAAGGCGAACCAAGAUGAUCACUGUACAUUAAUGAAGUUGGCUGUUCGAA
Molecule: messenger RNA, 1665 nt
Organism: Linum trigynum
Lineage: Eukaryota; Viridiplantae; Streptophyta; Magnoliopsida; Malpighiales; Linaceae
Source: the annotation of a GenBank genome assembly